Molecule: messenger RNA, 6428 nt
Organism: Melanotaenia boesemani (Boeseman's rainbowfish)
Lineage: Eukaryota; Metazoa; Chordata; Actinopteri; Atheriniformes; Melanotaeniidae
Gene: atad5a
Product: ATPase family AAA domain containing 5a
Exons: 22
Coding region: 397-5886 (1829 amino acids)
Cellular component (GO): nucleus
Molecular function (GO): ATP binding; DNA clamp unloader activity; ATP hydrolysis activity
Source: RefSeq, a predicted model, not a curated record
UUUGGCGCUCUUCAUUCAGAACUAGUCUGGCGCGUUUUUGAAGCGGCAGCGUACGUCAAGGAGAAUGCAUUUAGAAUUUGGAAUUGGUGCAGUUCCUAAUAUAUCAGUAUAAUGUCGUGUACGUUUCUUUCACGCAACCGUGAAUGACUUGAAAAAUGUCUGGAGCACUUUUGGGAGCCGUGGACCACAGAACUGCUACGAUAUUAGCAUCUCGUGAGGUCUGCUAGCUUGUUGUGUUGUGAAACUUAUGUCGGCUGGAAACAAACAGCUGUCCGCCUCUGAAAAUGAACUGUGCAGCUGCUGUUUAUUCACACGCUUAAAGGUUAAUAAGAAACUGUAAUAAUCCCUUGAAGACGCAGUCAGUUACGAAUUCAACCUUGUUGAUCUCUUCAAAUUAUGGCUGGUGUUGUGGCUAUGGCUUCUGUCAUUGAGGACUUUGACACUCAGCCUUGCAAAAAGUCUCGCAAAGAUGGUGGCAGUCCUGUGGUCAAGACAAUCCCAAACUAUUUCUCUCCAGUGCCAAAACCUGUGGAAAAACCUUUUUCUCCUCCUCGCUCGAACAAGAUCAUGAACUACUUUAGCCGGAAGACUCCAUCCUCUAAAGAAAAGACAAACUCACCAGAACAAUCUAAAGAAAACUGUCAGAGCUCUCACUCUGCUGAAAAACACACCAGCCCAGAGGUGGGAAAACAGCCGUCUCAGAAACGGAGAAGAAAGACCAGCAAAGCUGCAAGGAAGCUUGUGGCAGCUGAAACUGUCAGUGUCAAUGACAAUUUGAGCUGCUUUAUUGUAGAAGAGUCACGUGAAAGCAAAGACUCUGAAGCAGAUGGAGUUGGAAGCUGUGGGAUUCUUGGCAACGAUACGGAAGCUCUGAUGCUAAAGAUUAGUGCCGAGGAUCGUGUCACUGCUGAAACGUCCGGAAUCACCGAUGUAAAGACUUCCAGUGAUGAGCAGGCUGAAAGAGAUGAACCUCCAGAAGAUUCUUCCAAAUGUGAGAACAGUGUCAAACCUGAAUCACCAUUAAACACUACAGAGUUAUCCCCAGCUGUAUCUACAAAAAGUGAAGUAAAACGGGUUAAAGCUGCUCCACGAAAGGAUCGGAGGAAGCAGCAAAGGGAGGUGAAGCAUCCAGAGGAGAAAGAAGCUGAGAGUUCACAGUGUGGCUCUGCCAAGGAGGACAGCUUGGAUGAAGCCUCUCAGUUAAAUAAAAGCACAGUCAAAAUCUCUUUUGAGGAUUUUCUGCGUAGUCAGAAUGAAGUUAAGACCGAAGAGGACGUGAAGGAUGACAAGGGCAAAGAAGAUAUUAGUAAAAUCACAGCAGAUAAAGUGAACUCUGGACAGUUGGACAUCCCAAAAGAUGGAGAAAAUGUGGUUUCUCUUGUGCCAUCUGUCCAGAUCUCCCCCCGAACUGUCACCAUCAAGGCUGAGGUUCAUGCAGUCUCACCUAAACAUGAAGCAGUUAAGCUGGUUGGAAAUUUCGCUUCAAUCUUCAACCGGAAGAAAAGUACAAGUAGUCCAGCAGAGAAAGCCUCGUCUCCUGCAGAGACAGGACACCAGUUUCCUUCUUCAAGUGUCAAACGAAAGUCCAACGUGGUUCUUCAAGAGGAGGAUCUCGAGGUGGUGGUGCUUGAGAGCGAAUCCACUCCAAAGUGCAGUGAAAAAGAAAGGAAACAGUUCAUGGCGGCCUUUAAACAGCCCAGCCUAGAUGGGUCCAAAACUAAACCCGCUAAGAGCCAAAGCAAACAGAAGCAAGCAGCAGAAAAGAUUUUAGAUGCUGCAGACAAAGUUGCUGAAAAUGACACAGCAGCUCCAACAUCUGUUAAGGAAGUCUGUCUGGAAAACAAAGCAGCCACAAAGAAACCUGCAAACAAAGGAAGAAACAAAGCUAAAGACAAAAAAGAGGCGGCUGAGGCCUCACCUGCUGUGGAAGAAACUUCCACUGCAGUUGUCGAUGUAGACAACAAAAGCGAGGAGCCUCCCACCACCUCAACGCCCUCAGCUGUGAGGAGGUCAAGACGUGAAACUGUGGUUAGACAAGCACUUCAACCCACCCCAACUACUCCUGCUAGAAAAACCAGGAGACAGACCGGUUCAGAUGCUGCCGUUACAGCCGCUUCACCUCAGGACAGCCCGUUGAAGAUAUCAGCACCGAAGACACCCAAAUCCAAACAUGGAGUGUUUGUUGCAGAGAUUGUGUGUUCACCAGAUGUCAAACAAAGUCCCAUCAGGAUUAAAUUUAGUCGAGUUCGUAAAAAUGUUUCCGCAUCAAAGACUGACGGUGGAAAUGACAAAAGCUCUUCUGUGACAAAUGAAACAUCAAGUAAGUCUGAAAAAAGGAAGCAGGCUAAGAAACUGGUGGAAAAGGCCAAAGUUAUCCAGCAAAGUAAGAAGACCUCUGUGGAGGAGAACACGCCAAGGCGUUCCUCACGUACUAAGACGUCCGUCAAAAGGAGCUACUGUGAAGAUGAGGAUUCUGUCAUCUGUGUGGAGGACUUGUCCACCAGCCCUCAGACUCCAGCAGAAAAGAGUAAAACCCAGAAGCCUUUGCGCAGUCUCAAUGAUGUUCUGGGCAAAGCUACAGCAGCUACUAAAGAGGCCAAAGCACAUCCAGUGGCCUCACUGGGCCAAGAGAAGUCUGCUCGGAAGGUUUCGGCUGUGAUUUCCAUCUUUGAUGACAGCAGUCAGGACGGCUCAGAGAACUCCCAGGAUGACGAGCAGUUCAGGGCACGCAGAGAGUUCCUGAAAAGUGGAUUACCCGAAUGCUUUAAAAAACAGAUAGCCAAGACUGCUGCCACCAAGGAGGCAUACUCGUUGUCCUGUUCCUCCUUCCAGCCAAUUACACACACGACACAGCAAAAUAAUGGCCCUUUUUGGAAUCUGCCAUGGCCUGAGUCUUCAGCAUUAAGUCAUCUGAAAGAGCUUUGGAGUCCAACAUUAAACCCACUUCCACAUGUUACAGGCUCGCUUUGUGUGAAGACUGUACCAGCAUGUAGGAACUUUGGUGAAAAGGGGUCGGGCUGGAGAUCGGAGAUUCCUGAAAGUGUUUGUCAGCUUCUGAUGGAGGAGUUAAGCACUUCUAACCCUCACUUCCCUGCACAGAUGCACAUCUCCCGCCUCCUUAAGAGACGUACGGACCAUCAGCAGCAGCUCACAGCUUCAGAACAAGUAGCCGCGACCAAAGAUGGCUCCAGCACCCCAUCACUAGCUGAAUCUGUUGGAGGAAAGAGGAAGAGGAAGGAUGAUGAGGGGGGAAAUUUGGUGAAGGUGGCUAAGAAGCAGAGGUCUACACAUUCAGAAGAGAAUGUCUCUGUGGCCGAACCAAAGGCACCAAAAAGAGGAGGCCGAACACGACGAGCUCAAAGGUCCAGACUAGAGGAGGAGGAGGAGGGGAUGAAGGAUAAAACCAAGUCUUCACUGACAUCUGCUCCCAGUACAUCUGAGGAUGAUGCUGUGAUUGUAAUAGAUGACUUGAUUAUGGUCGAGGAUGCAAUAAAAAAAGAUGUGGUGAUGGAAGACGUGUUGUGGACAGACAAGUAUCAGCCCCAGCACUCUAGUGACAUCAUAGACAACACUACCUCAGUGAAGAAGCUGCACAGUUGGCUGAAGGAAUGGAAACUCCGUGCGGACAGAGAAGAGAGAACAAAUCAGAAGGUCAAGAAACACGAGGAAGGCAGCAAUGACUCAGACUGGGACUGUGGAGAAGAGAAUGGAGAGGACAUGUUGUGUAAUACAAUGCUUAUUACGGGACCUACAGGAGUAGGAAAAACCGCUGCAGUGUAUGCUUGUGCCCAGGAGCUGGGCUUCAAGGUGUUUGAGGUGAAUGCUUCCUCUCAGCGAAGUGGCCGUCUUAUUCUGUCCCAGUUGAAGGAAGCUACUCAGUCACACCAGGUGGAUAGUCAGGGGGUCAAUGCCCACAAACCCACCUACUUCAACAGCUAUGGUACAAGCAGCAGUGCUGGCGCCAUCAAGCCUGGAUCUUCUCCAAGAAAGGUUAACUCUCCUCGCAGGGUGGUUUCAUCUCCCAGGAAACAUCCCCAGUCACCAAGAGGUGCUAAAAAAGGAGGACUGGCUCCAAUGUCUUUGGCUAACUUCUUUAAAAUGGGUCAGCCAACCAACAAAGAGCCACCCAACACUAAAAAAAAUGAACAAACUGCUGCUUCCAAAAAAGUUGUGAAAGCAAAUGAGAGUGGCAGAAAAAAUAAAGACCCUGCAGCCAAAUCACCGGCAGCUGAGAAGACCACUGAAGAGCAGAGCAAGAAGACGGCCACAUCACUUAUCCUGUUUGAAGAAGUGGAUGUCAUUUUUGAAGAUGACUCAGGUUUUCUAGCAGCCAUCAAAACAUUCAUGACCACUGCAAAGAGGCCAGUGAUUCUCACCACCAGCGAUCCUGCUUUUAGCAGCAUGUUCGAUGGAUGCUUCGAUGAAAUCCAUUUUAAAACACCUUCAGUUUUGAAUGCGGGCAGCUACCUGCAGCUGCUGUGUCUGGCUGAGAACGUGAGGACAAACCCAUCAGACGUCGCUUCGCUGCUCAGACUCAAUGGCUGCGACAUCAGGCAGAGUUUACUGCAGCUGCAGUUCUGGGCUCGCAGCGCCGGAGGACAAUAUUCAACAAAGUCGCUGAUGCAUGCUGGCAAAAAUGGUGCUGAAACGAAGCCAGAGACUGAAGAGUCGGCUGACAAGCCUAAGACUGAGCUGUCCGAUCUACCUCCCUGUGACACAGGCUGCACUGAGAGCAAGCUGGGCCUGCUGAACAUGGAACCUGAGAGAGACAUUUGGGAACUUUUCAAGAGCCAGAGUUUGAUGGAGGAGACCGUUUGCUGGGAACUGCUGACACACAGCAGGCAACGAGGAGUUGAUCUGCUCUAUUCCAACAUGGAGACCCUUCUACCUCUACCUCUCACAGAGCUAAAUACCUCUAAACCUGAACAUUGUGUUUCUUUAUCACAAGACCAGCAGCCAUUAUCAACACCUCUGCAGUCAGACACACUUCCUCCCACUGUCACCUCACUGCACACUGCAGAGUCUGCUGAUUGCUCAGACAGUGGAAGUCCAGUUAAAGUAUCCAGUAGAAUGAAGAAGUACAAAAAACGACACUGUCUACCUGAGCAGGAUGGACUUCACUCUGAGUCAGACUCAGAGGAUGGAUUUCCAUCUCUUUGCAAGCCACAGAGCAGACCUCAGGCUGAAGAGAAGGUUGAGACUCAUGUCGUUUCAGAAAACUUAAGAAGGAAGCUGCUGACUCCAGAAGAGCGAAUAAAAAGUUUUCCAGUUUCACAGUGUCUUGAAUCACUAGCUGACUUCUUAGACAACAUGUCCUACAUUGAUUCGUCCCUGCUUUUCCAUCCACUCAGUAGAAACAAUCACAGCCUGUCAACAGUCAGCGCAGUCAUUAAAGACGGAAUGACAGAUGAGUCUAGGGUGGAGACUGAUGGAGGAAGCAGGUCGACACAGGGCUGUGUCUUAGAGGUUCAGGCGGCUGUGGAGGCCCUGAGCUUCCACAAGUGCCAGGCUUUAGUGGCGAAAGCCUGGGACAAAGUCCAACAACUAGAGGGGGAGCUGGGGAAAGAGGCGGCUGCUGAACUCGCCCUUCCAGUUGCUGCUCAUCGGGAAAGUUACAGCUUCACUCCGGAUGGUCCCUGUCCCCCACAGUUGAUCCAGAGGAGGAGAGAAUUGAUGGAGAGUCUGAUGUUUAGAGGAGUUUUUGGCUCUUUUGGCAAUAAACCAGCAGCUGCUUUGGACUAUUUGCCAGUCAUGCGGACUAUCUGCAGAUCAGAGCAGCUUAAGGAGCAAGGAAAAGUUAAACGAAGGUUUCUGCACUAUCUCAAUGCAAUCAUCUUGGGUCUUGAGAAAAGCACUCUACAGCUUCUUGCUAAAGACUUUCCCUAAUCCAGACAUCUGUGUCCAUGAUCACACACAGGCCUGGAUGAAUACCUGCAAGGCUGCAGAAGGAACAACGGAUGUAUUUGACCGUUAUGGUGCAGAUGAAUUUAUGACUGACCUCAGCUUGAGAUUGUUUGCUCAGCACAAAAAUGUUUUAGGGUGCAAAAUUUAAAACAAUCUCAUGACAUCUUGUGGUGCUUUGAGAGCUUUAUAUGAAAUUUGUAAAAUUGAAGUGUGUGGGGAGGGGUGUACAGUAGUGUUUUUUUUAUGAGUAAAAAUUACAUUUCAGACAAGACUGAGUCCUUAUUUGUAAAAGAUGAUCAUGUAAAAUAGAAUGUGUUUCUGUAUUAGUAAGGACUGUAAAUGGUCCUUUACAGGCCUGUUUCCUAACGUUCAUAAAAAGUAGGCAGCUUUUGACAAAGUUUUUAUCCAUCUGUCUACAUUGAUGGUCUCAUUUACCACUGCUUUUUGUAAUUUUUUCCGUCUUAAAUAUGUACAGAUUUUUUUUACUGUUGGUUUUUGUUGUGACAGAAUAAAGCCCUUACACA